Messenger RNA from Tachysurus vachellii, 375 nucleotides. Its product is annotated as putative nuclease HARBI1. NCBI's taxonomy places the organism in Eukaryota, Metazoa, Chordata, Actinopteri, Siluriformes, Bagridae. The record is from RefSeq and is a predicted model, not a curated record. The coding region runs from base 34 to 375 and encodes 113 amino acids. The transcript is spliced from 2 exons.
UUCCAGAAAGCAGGUUAUGUGACAUACCUGGGUAUGUUUAAGGGACAGUACAAUGGUUACUUGCUGGGGGACAGAGGAUACCCUUGUCUGCCCUAUUUAAUGACACCCUACCCUGAACCUGAGCCUGGACCACAGACACGGUUUAACCUGGCUCACAGCCGAACACGGGCCAAGGUGGAGAUGACUAUAGGGAUCCUCAAAUCUCGGUUUCAGUGUCUGCGUGGGCUCCGGGUUAGUCCAGAGAGGGCAGGCGACAUUAUAGUGGCUUCUGUUGUGCUUCACAAUAUUGCCACUAUAAGAGGAGAGAGCCACCCUCCUUGUAUUGAGGAAGAUGGCCCAGAGGAACACCUACAGAUUUUAGAGGCCAGAGACUGA